AUGCAGAGGGAGGUGGGGCCGCAGGUGGCCUCCCCGCUGUACCUGCACCAGAUCCAGCCGCUGCCUCCCCAUGCGGCGGCGGCGGCCAGGAAGCGCGGGAGCCCGUGGCCCGCCGUGGAGCCGCCGGAGAACGCCGCGAUGGGGGCCGGCGCCGCGGCCGGAGGGAACUGGAACCCCAGCAUGUGGGACUGGGACAGCCGCGCCUUCACCGCCAGGCCGUCCUCCGACGCGCUCCGCCUCGGCGGCGGGCUGAACCACCACCACCAUCACCACCACCAGCAACAGGCGCAGCCGCCGCCGGCGACGGCUGCCGAGGUGCAGCGGCAGGGGGGCGGGGGUGCCGGUGACCUGAGCCUUCAGCUGACCUUGCGGGAGGAGGCAUCGAUGGCGAUGGAUGUGAGCCCGACAACUACCUUGUCUUCUUCGCCUUCUCCGCCUGCACGGGCGUCACAGGAGCAGGCUGUUAGGCCUAGCAAGAGGGUUCGGUCUGGAUCGCCCGGAACUGCUUCUGGAGGAGGUGGCGGUGGCGGUGGCGGAGGGAGCGCUAGCGGAGGCGGCAGCUAUCCCAUGUGCCAGGUGGAUGAUUGCCGCGCGGAUCUGACCAGCGCCAAGGAUUACCACCGGAGGCACAAGGUGUGUGAGAUCCACAGCAAGACAACCAAGGCGGUAGUUGGCAACCAGAUGCAGCGCUUCUGCCAGCAGUGUAGUAGAUUUCAUCCGCUCUCGGAGUUCGAUGAGGGUAAGAGGAGUUGCAGGCGAAGGCUUGCUGGACACAACCGACGGCGGAGGAAAACCCAGCCAACAGAUGUUGCUUCACAAUUGCUGCUUCCUGAAAACCAAGAAAAUGCAGCAAAUAGGACACAAGAUAUUGUCAAUCUGAUCACUGUUAUUGCACGCUUGCAAGGUGGUAAUGUUGGUAAACUGCCCAGCAUCCCUCCGAUACCGGAUAAAGAUAAUCUGGUCCAAAUCAUAAGCAAAAUAAACUCAAUCAAUAAUGCAAACUCCCUGGCAAAGUCUCCUCCGUCAGAAGCCAUUGAUUUGAAUGCCUCGCAGGGGCAACAACAAGAUUCUUCUGUCCAAAAUGCAACAAAGGUGAUCGACAAGCAGACUGUGCCAUCAACCAUGGAUCUGCUGACAGUUCUAUCUGGUGCUCUUGGGACAUCAACCCCCGAGACCAAUACAUCCCAGUCCCAGGGGAGCAGUGAUAGCAGUGGUAAUAACAAGAGCAAGAGUCAUUCAACAGAGCCAGCAUGUGUUGUAAAUUCCCAUGAGAAAUCUAUUCGACCUUUUCCCGCAGCUGGUAUGAUAAGGAGUAGCAGCACCCAUGGAAGUCCACCUGAAGUAUAUAAGCAGCCAGUCCGAGAUACCCAUCCGUACUUGUCGCUGCAAUUGUUUGGUAACAAUGAGGACAUUCCUGUGAAAAUGGACACUGCAAAUAAGUACUUGUCUUCCGAGAGCAGUAAUCCUAUGGACGAGAGGUCUCCUUCAUCCUCUCCACCUGUAACACACACAUUUUUCCCCACCCGUUCAGUAAAUGAAGGCAUUAGGCAUCCUCGUAUUGCUGACUAUGGAGAAUAUGGUGCAACAGUUGAGAACAGUACCACUCGGGCAUGGUGUGCGCCACCGCUUGAGCUUUUCAAGGAUUCAGAACGGCCAACGGAAAAUGGGUCACCACCAAACCCCACAUACCAGUCAUGUUAUGCUUCAACAUCUGGUUCAGACCAUUCUACAUCAACAUCAAAUUCAGAUGGACAGGACCGUACUGGAAAGAUUAUAUUCAAGCUCUUUGGCAAGGAACCUGGCUCAAUCCCUGGGAACCUUCGUGAUGAGGUUGUAAAUUGGCUGAAACACAGCCCCACUGAAAUGGAGGGUUACAUUCGCCCUGGUUGCCUUGUACUAUCCAUGUAUCUGUCAAUGCCAACUAUUGCAUGGGAUGAACUUGAAGAAAAUUUCCUCCAGCGAGUAAACUCGUUAGUUCAGGCUUCUGAUUUGGAUUUCUGGAGAAAAGGGAGGUUUUUAGUUCGAAGCGACAACCAGUUGGUGUCGUACAAAGAUGGAAUGACCCGCCUCUCAAAAUCAUGGAGAACAUGGAAUACCCCUGAGUUGACCCUUGUGACACCAAUUGCUGUUGUUGGUGGGAGAAAGACCUCCCUCGUUCUUAAGGGCCGUAAUCUAACAAUCCCGGGCACCCAGAUCCACUGCACCAGCGCCGGGAAGUAUAUAUCAAAAGAGGUACUAUGUUCAGCGUAUCCGGGUACUAUAUAUGAUGAUUCAGGAGUUGAGACCUUUGACUUACCGGGAGAACCAAGUCUUACUCUUGGGCGUUGCUUUAUUGAGGUUGAGAACAGGUUCAGAGGAAACAGCUUCCCUGUUAUUUUUGCGAAUAAAAGCAUCUGUCAGGAGUUAAGAAACCUUGAAGAUGAACUUGAAGACUCGCGGUUUCCGGAUGUCUCUCCAGAUGAUCAGGUCCAUGAUGCUAGGCGGCUAAAGCCAAGGGAUCAAGUUCUGCAUUUUCUUAAUGAACUUGGCUGGCUCUUUCAGAAGGCUGCUGCAUGCACACCUUCCAACAAAUCAGAUGUUUCUGAUUCAGAGUUGAUUCAGUUCUCUACUGCACGGUUCAGACACCUUCUGUUGUUUUCAAAUGAGCGGGACUGGUGCUCCCUCACUAAAACACUACUCGAAAUUCUUUCCAAGAGAAGUAUGGUUAGUGAGGAGCUAUCACAUGAGACUCUGGAGAUGCUCUCCGAGAUUCAUCUUCUGAACAGGGCAGUGAAAAGGAAGAGUAGCCACAUGGUGCAUUUGCUUGUGCAUUUUGUUGUAAUUUGCCUUGACAAUUCCAAACUGUACCCUUUCCUUCCAAAUUAUCCCGGCCCUGGUGGUUUGACUCCAUUACAUCUAGCUGCAUCCAUUGAUGAUGCAGAGGAUAUAGUUGAUGCGUUGACAGAUGAUCCUCAACAGAUUGGUUUGAGCUGCUGGCACUCCGUGCUAGACGAUGAAGGGCUAUCUCCUGAGCUGUAUGCUAAGUUCAGGAACAACGGCUCAUACAAUGAACUUGUCACACGAAAGCUUGUGGACAGGAAGAAUAGCCAGGUUACCAUUGUGCUCAACAAAGGUGAAAUUCAUAUGGAUCAACCAGGGAAUGUUGGUGUGAAUAAUGCAUCUGGGAUCCAAGCAUUGGAAGUAAGAUCCUGCAACCAGUGCGCCAUUUUGGAGUCUGGCUUGCUAAGACGCCCUAUGCGUUCUCGAGGAUUGCUGGCUCGCCCCUAUAUCCAUUCAAUGCUUGCCAUAGCAGCAGUGUGUGUCUGUGUCUGUGUAUUCAUGCGAGCUUUGCUGCGGUUUAAUUCUGGUAGGUCCUUCAAGUGGGAGAGGUUGGAUUUCGGUCCUACAUAG
Molecule: messenger RNA, 3390 nt
Organism: Triticum turgidum subsp. durum (durum wheat)
Lineage: Eukaryota; Viridiplantae; Streptophyta; Magnoliopsida; Poales; Poaceae
Source: the annotation of a GenBank genome assembly